Messenger RNA from Letharia columbiana, 204 nucleotides. RefSeq lists its product as uncharacterized. NCBI's taxonomy places the organism in Eukaryota, Fungi, Ascomycota, Lecanoromycetes, Lecanorales, Parmeliaceae. The record is from RefSeq and is a predicted model, not a curated record. The coding region runs from base 1 to 204 and encodes 67 amino acids. The transcript has a single exon.
AUGGAUAUGAUAUACGUAACCCAGCUUGUUCAGCAAGUUGGUUUCAUUCCUUUCUCGUCAGCUCCUUUCCGCAAACAAGGUCAUUAUGACGAGAUCGAACGUGGCAACGUGCCAAUGCGCCCCAACCUCUGGUACCACGUACUCGUCGAUCAAGAUCCGGGAAUCGCUCGUCAGUGCGGACGACAAGCUGUUGCAGGAUUUUGA